UCAAAUCUCUUUUACAUAGAUUUUCGUACGGUCUGCAAAUAGUAGCAAGAAAAUUUAUUUCUACGUUGAAUUGUUAAAUAAAUCCGAAGGAAUCCGUGUGAAUAAAAUAAAUAACUAAAUCAAGAUGAUGAGCGGAUUUCCGGGAUCCAUCGCCUUUGAUGAAUAUGGCAGACCUUUCAUCAUUUUGCGCGAUCAAGAUAAACAAAAACGUAUCACAGGCACAGAUGCCAUAAAGAGUCACAUUUUGGCUGCCCGCCAAAUUGCAUCCAUCAUUAAGACCUCUUUGGGUCCCAAGGGUUUGGAUAAGAUUAUGGUCAGUCCUGAUGGUGAUGUUACCGUUACCAAUGACGGUGCUACUAUUAUGAAACUGAUGGAUGUCGAUCAUGAAAUUGGCAAAUUGAUGGUUCAAUUGUCACAAUCACAGGAUGAUGAAAUUGGUGAUGGUACCACUGGUGUUGUAGUCUUGGCCGGAGCAUUGCUCGAACAAGCCGAGGGUCUCAUCGAUCGUGGCAUCCAUCCCAUACGUAUUGCCGAUGGUUUCGAAUUGGCUGCCCAGUGUGCCGUCAAGCAAUUGGAAGCCAUUGCUGAACCCUUCCCCAUUGAUCCCAACAAUAAGGAACCCCUUAUUCAAAUCGCUAUGACCACUUUGGGCUCAAAGAUUGUCAACAAGUGCCAUCGUCAAAUGGCCGAGAUGGCUGUUGAUGCUGUCUUGAAUGUGGCUGAUAUCGAGAAGAAAGAUGUCAAUUUUGAAUUGAUCAAGAUCGAAACUAAAGUUGGCGGUCGUAUGGAAGAUUCUAUGUUGGUUAAGGGUGUCGUUGUCGACAAAACCAUGAGUCAUGCUCAGAUGCCCAAGACAUUGCGCAAUGUAAAAUUGGCUAUACUCACCUGUCCCUUUGAACCACCAAAGCCCAAGACCAAGCAUAAGUUGGAUGUUACCUCGGCCGAGGACUACAAGUUAUUGCGUGAAUAUGAACAAGAGAAAUUCAUUGAGAUGGUUAAGAAGGUCAAGGAUGCCGGUGCCACUUUAGCCAUUUGCCAGUGGGGCUUUGAUGAUGAAGCCAAUCAUAUGUUGUUGCAGCAAAACUUGCCUGCUGUACGUUGGGUAGGUGGUCCUGAGAUUGAAUUGAUUGCCAUUGCUACUGGCGGCAGAAUUGUACCACGUUUUGAGGAAUUGACCCCAGAGAAAUUGGGUACCGCUGGUCUAGUUAGAGAAGUUUCCUUUGGCACCUCUAAGGACAAGAUGCUGGUCAUCGAAGAAUGCAAAAACUCUAAGGCUGUCACAAUUUUCUUGCGCGGUGGCAAUCAAAUGAUUACUGCUGAGGCUAAGCGUUCCAUUCAUGAUGCUUUAUGUGUUGUUCGUUCUUUGGUUAAGGACUCCCGCAUUGUUUAUGGUGGCGGUGCUGCUGAAAUCAGCUGCUCUGUAGCCGUUGCCAAGGAAGCCGAUCAACUCUCCACCUUGGAACAGUAUGCCUUCCGCUCAUUCGCCGUCGCCUUGGAAAAUAUUCCCUUGGCUUUGGCCGAAAACAGUGGUUUGCAUCCCAUUGAAACCUUGUCUGAAUUGAAGGCUCGUCAAGUUGCUGAAAACUGCCCCAGCCUAGGUGUUGACUGCAUGUUGACCGGAGAUUCAAACAUGAAGACACACAAUGUUGUUGAAUCUCUCAAUUCCAAGAAACAACAAAUUUUGUUGGCCACCCAAUUGGUUAAGAUGAUUUUGAAAAUUGAUGAUGUACGUUCCAAGAAUGAAGGUGGUGAUUAUUACUAAUGUAAUCCUCAAUUCAACAAAAAAAAAAGUACAUUAAACUAUUACUAUUCUUAAUUUCAUAUUCAAAAAUACAUUUACAACUAUAGAUUGUUUUAACACACCCGCAUACAGCACUAAUUUUGUUCAAGUUUCCUUUAUCAUUCAUUUUCUUUCUAUCUAGUUUCCUUUUAUUUUGUUUAUUACACCUUUAAAAUGUAAACCACCAUCAUUUAACAAUAUUAAAAAAAAACUUUGUAUUAUUUGUUUGUUCUCGCUCGGCUUUUUGAAAGAGGAGCAUUAUAGAGCUUAAAAUAAAAAAUUGAAAAACAAGAUCAAAUAAAA
Messenger RNA from Calliphora vicina (urban bluebottle blowfly), 2083 nucleotides. It is a transcript of the gene CCT5, whose product is annotated as chaperonin containing TCP1 subunit 5. Bases 125 to 1762 code for a protein of 545 amino acids. Gene Ontology annotation, molecular function: ATP binding; ATP hydrolysis activity; ATP-dependent protein folding chaperone. NCBI's taxonomy places the organism in Eukaryota, Metazoa, Arthropoda, Insecta, Diptera, Calliphoridae. The transcript has 4 exons. Gene Ontology annotation, cellular component: chaperonin-containing T-complex. The record is from RefSeq and is a predicted model, not a curated record. Gene Ontology annotation, biological process: protein folding.